Molecule: messenger RNA, 2673 nt
Organism: Drosophila elegans
Lineage: Eukaryota; Metazoa; Arthropoda; Insecta; Diptera; Drosophilidae
Gene: Tdrd3
Product: tudor domain-containing protein 3
Exons: 4
Coding region: 62-2596 (844 amino acids)
Biological process (GO): mRNA processing
Cellular component (GO): nucleus; cytoplasm
Molecular function (GO): protein binding; RNA binding
Source: RefSeq, a predicted model, not a curated record
CACAUCUAGUACUUUUGUCAUCGCUAGUGUCCGGGCUGCAAAAAGACGUAUUCAUGAAAAAAUGGAAUUAGCCAAGAAACUACAAGAAGUCGGGUGGCACCUGACGGAGGAGGGCCUUAAAGUUCUGACAACAGCGGUUGGCAGCGAAGAUACCCGGAAAAUUAUUGAUGAAGCACUGAAUCGGGAUUUGCGUGAUAUAGGAGGUGGCGCUUUGCCGACAAAACGCGAAGAUGCCACUUUGCCCGGAAAAAUUGUGUUGCAGGUGCAGAGAGUGAGGAAUAUAGCCGCCCCCAAGGCGAAUGAGGAAUCGAAGGCGGCGCCACGCCUAAUACAACUCGAUCUGAGCGACGGACAGAAUUCCAUACAGGCCCUGGAGCUGGAGCCAGUGCCCCAGCUGAAUCUCAAUGUGGCACCAGGGAGUAAGAUCUUUUUCAAGGCCGAGAAACUGCAACUGAUGCAGGGAUUCAUGCUGCUGAGAUCCACGGAGCUUCAGCUCCUCGGAGGACGUGUGGACGCUCUCUACGAGAAGUGGGAUCUUGCCCGAACCAUGUUGAGGUAUGCGCGAAGUGGUCGUCCUCUAAGUGGCACCUCAGUGCCGCCACCGUGGGUGGCAUUUGGACGGAAAAUCGAUAUCACCGCCGAGAGGGAGAGGAACUUCAAGAGCCUGGGUUCCUCGGGCGAUAAGGAUAAGCCGGUGAAGGAGAACGAUGAGUUCAAUGCCAUGCGCACCGAGGCCAUUGCCGUGGCCACCAAGGCAGGCGGCAAAAAGGUAUUCGGUGGAGGCGGUCAGAACAUCGUCGAUCACAACAUAAAGAAGAUCCUGGACAAGGGCUUCACCGAGGAGGAGGCCCGCAGUGCCUUGCAUGCCACCCGAAACAACCUGGAGCGUGCUCUUUUCAACCUAAAACGACGCAAGGAAACCGGAGGCUUGGCUCCCAUCGAAACAAUGGGUCGUCCGGGACGCGGAGAUCGGCCGCCCAGAGAGGGAAAGCGUGGCGCCAGUGCCAAGGACGAAGCUGAGGCAGCCAAGCCAGCUGCCAAUGCCACCCUGUUUGAUUUCCUCACUAACAAGCUGCCAGCUACGGAGACACCGGCGCCUAGCAUCGUAGAUUCCUUUGCCGUUGCUCCAGCCGCCCCACCCACUGCCAAUCACUUCAAUCCUUUCAAGCAAUAUGGAAACUCGAGGUUCGGCGAGGCGGACAGCCGAUCUUCAGCGCUAGGCGGAGGCGGGAAGUUUGGUGAUCGUUCGAGGUUUGAGAACAAUGUGUCGAGCAGCUUUGCCGCGCAUCGUGGUGGACAUGCGGGUUCCUCCAGAGGCGGUGGACGCAACCGAGGUGGCGGCAGGGAUGAGAGGCCGUCGCGAGACGAAAGACCCCCCAGGGAAGACAGACCACCGAGGGAAGAAAAACCGCCCAGGGAAGAGAGGCCACCCAGGGAGCGAGGAGGAGGACGUAACAAACCCGAGUCCGCGGCCUUAAAAACCUCUAACCGCAAUGGGCCAGACAACCCGAUGCCCAAAACCAACUCCGAGGUUAAAACAGAACAGGAAACAACCAAUGGUAAGGAACACGCCGGCAAUCGACGUGGCAGCGAUCGAGGCAGCAAUCGUGGAGGCUCAAACAGAGGCGAGAAUGGCAACGCCAAUGGCAGCCGGCGUAAGCAGCAGGCAGUCAGCUCUGGAUCGAAUUCAGGUAGUGCAACUGCUAAGCCGCCGAACAAUUCAGGAGAAGAUUUCAAUGCCCGUUUGAGCAAGGUAACCGAAGAGACGGCCAAUCUUAAGGUGAGCAGUGCUCCCAAGCGAGAGAAUCGACGCAAACAGGGUCAAGGACAAGCCAAGGAUCGUCAGGCGGGAACGGGAACGGCAACAGGAACCGAAAGCCAGCAGCAGCAAUCAACACAGUUGCCUUCGCAGAAGCCAGAAAAGGCUCCAAACAGCCAGAAACAUCAGAAUCAACACCAUCAACAACACCAUCACAAUCCCCGACACCAUUCGCAUGCAAACUACAGUCAAUUGGCGAAUGGCUAUACGUACGAUCCCAGCAAGAUCAUGGGUUUCCAGAGCAAGGAGGCGAACGAGUUUGCCAUGAGCCUUCUAAAAAGUCAAGGAGUGACGAUGCCCCAUCAACAGCAGCAGCAGCAGCAGGAGCAGCAGCCACCGACGACUUUUGGUCCCGUUUCAGCCCCAAUUCAUGGAAAUCCUUAUGCUCCGCCUGCCCCUGUGUCUGCGCCACAGGCUGCACCAAGGGAGCAUUUCGGGAUGACGCCUGGAGACGCUUGGAUGUGGCAGAAGGGCGACUUGUGCAUGGCCAAGUACUGGGACGAUGGCAGGUAUUAUGAGGCUGAGAUCACGGGAGUGUCGGAGAAAACUUGCGUGGUCUUUUUUAUGGGCUAUGGCAACCACGAGGAGGUGCUCAAGGUGGACAUUCUGCCCAUUACAGAUGCACAAAAUAGGCCACUGAGCAAUGCGCCCCAGCAGCAGCAACAUCAACAGCAGCAACAUCAACAUCAACAGCAGCAACAACAGUCACGCUACCGCGGAGAUCGCCAGGCGCAGCAGCAGCAAGUCUACGUACCGCCCCACAAACGAGAGCAUUGAGACAGCCUGUUUACAAACGUAUUUAAAUUAAUUGAAAUGUUUCGAAUAAACAACUUUACAGUGUAUUCAAACUUAAA